UACGAACAGUCAUAUGGCUCACUCCACGUCUUCAGUGUUUUUCGUGCUCUUUAUGAUAGUGAAUUCAUUGUUUUAAUUGAAAAUAGAGUUCCUAGUGCCUAAAAGUAAUGGUGCAGUGUUUUGGUGUGAGUUUGUGGGAUGUAUUAAAAUUUGGAAUGCGACAUGAGUGACAUGGCUGGAGUUUUGCACGCUGCAAGGUUCACGGAGAUGGCUGGGAGUGGGGUGGGGAGCGGUGAGGCGCAUCGCAGCCGCUCCUCGUCUUGGUCGUCGUGGCGACGGCCUAGCCGACUGCCUAGACCUGAACCGCGGUUAUCCUUGCAGUAUCAGACUGAUGAAAACAGCUUCUUGCUUCGCUUGCGGAUCAUAGGAGCGUAUUCAUUGGCCAAAAAGGACAUCUUCGGUGCCAGCGACCCUUAUGUCCGUGUGGAGCUACAGAAGGUGGACGGUGACGUCACCAUAGAGACGUUCCUUACUAAGACCAAGAAAAAGACACUGAACCCAGUAUGGAACCAAGAGUUCGUGUUCCGCGUCAAGCCGGAGGAGCACAAGCUCCUCAUCCAGGUGUUCGACGAGAACCGUCUGACGCGCGACGACUUCCUCGGCAUGGUGGAGAUACCUGUGUCGCAAGCCCCGGCCGAGACGGCGGCCGCGCCCCGGCCGGCGCCGGUCAAGUACGCGCUCCGUCCGCGCAGGUCCGUCGCUCGCUCCAGAGUCCGUGGCCACAUAGAAGUGUACAUGGCGAUCGUGGGCCACGGCGCAGAAACAGAGGAGCAACGGCCAGACGACUGGGAGAUGGUCGAACCCAGCCCUCAGGUCGGCAACGUGCAGCCGGUGGUGGGAGGAGAUCCGUUGCCGCCGGGCUGGGAGGAGCGUCAGGACGCGAACGGGCGCACAUAUUACGUGAACCAUGUCGCCCGGUCGACACAAUGGGAGAGGCCUACAUUGGCACUUACGCGUAACAUGAGCACGGAAUCGCAGAACGAACGCAUGGAAAACGCAGCCACUGAGUUCCAGCGUCGUUUCCAUAUCUCGCAUGACGACGAGCGCGGAACACAGCGAGCGCAGGAUAGCAAUAGGAGCGACGAGAACUCCACAGAAGGGACGCCAUUUUCAUCCCCCGUGCGUUCCCUCGACCGGGAAUCGAACCCCGAAGUGCCUCAAUCUAGCUUAAGUAAUACCUGUGAUAGUAAUUUAAGAGAGGAAGACGAUGUAGUAUGCGCGAACGAAGUUAGACAGAGAGAUGUAGACAACGAGAAUGUUGCUCAAGACUGUGAUACGAUCUCUAGUCAAAACGACCAAUCAGAGGACGCAGUAGCGGGCCAAUCAGAGAACGCGGUAGCGGGCCAAUCAGAAAAUGCUGAAGCUAGCCAAUCAGAGGAAGCUGAAGCUAGCCAAUCAGAGAAUGCCGAAGCGAGCCAAUCAGAGAAUGCGGAAGCGAGCCAAUCAGAGAACGCAGAAGGGAACCAAAUAGAUGAUAAUGGCGAAGCAAGUGCAGUAGAACAAUCAGAAGCUAAAGCAGAAAAUGAAGAAACAGCUGAUCAUACUGAAAGAGAAUCAAAUUUAGAAAACGCAGGAGGCGUAAAUACAGAAACUGACGAAAGAGACUCAAACGUAGAAGCUAACGCAACAAGCGUUGAUGAAGCCGAAAGAGAAAGACAACAGGAUGAAAGAGACGCAGAUAGUAUAGAGAUAGAGAUAGAAGAGGCGCUGACGUUUGAUGAGAAUCACUUCAGUACACCGACCGGGGGAACGACUCCGGAGCGAGGGGCGUCGCGGCGGAGAAUGACCAGCAGUUCCAUGGACGAUACUGAGGACGAAACGGACAACCAAUCGACUGAUAGCUCGAGGAGUACCGCCAGCAGUCAGCAGAGCCAGAAUAUUCCUAAUAGUGAUGGUCUACCGCAAGGCUGGAGUAUGCAGCGAGCGCCCAACGGCAGGAUAUUCUUCAUCGACCACAACCAGAAAACCACCACAUGGAUAGACCCCAGAACAGGCUGCGCGUCUCACCUGCCCGCGGUGGCGGCGGCGGGGGCGGAAGCGGACGAGUUAGGGGCGCUGCCCGAGGGCUGGGAGGAGCGCGUGCACACCGAUGGAAGGAUCUUCUUCAUAGACCACAAUACCCGAACAACGCAAUGGGAGGACCCCAGGCUGUCCAACCCGCAAAUAGCGGGACCCGCCGUGCCUUACUCCAGGGACUACAAACGCAAAUACGAGUACCUGAAGAGCCAACUACGCAAACCGAGCAACGUUCCCAACAAAUUUGAGAUCAAGGUCCGAAGGAAUUCCAUCCUUGAGGAUUCAUACCGCAUCAUCAGCUCCGUCAGCAGACUCGAUUUGUUGAAAACCAAGCUGUGGGUAGAGUUCGAGUCUGAAGUCGGCCUGGAUUACGGCGGCCUGGCCCGAGAAUGGUUCUUCCUCCUCUCUAAAGAGAUGUUCAACCCCUACUACGGCCUCUUCGAAUAUUCCGCCAUGGACAACUAUACCCUACAGAUCAACCCCAACAGCGGGGUCUGCAACGAGGAACACCUCAACUACUUCAAGUUUAUAGGGAGGGUCGCUGGCAUGGCGGUUUACCAUGGGAAACUGUUAGACGCUUUCUUCAUCCGUCCAUUCUACAAAAUGAUGGUGGGCAAGACCAUCGAGCUACAAGACAUGGAGUCCGUCGACCUCGAGUAUUACAACUCACUCAUGUGGAUCAAGGAAAAUGACCCAUCAGAACUAUACCUAACGUUCUCCGUAGACGAGGAACAGUUUGGGAAAACUAUCCAACGCGAACUGAAGCCAGGGGGCGCUAACAUCUCUGUCGACAACGAUAACAAGGACGAGUACAUCAAAUUGGUGAUCGAGUGGCGCUUCGUGAGCCGCGUGCAGGAGCAGAUGUACGCAUUCCUCGACGGCCUCGGCGGCCUAGUGCCCCUCCCACUCCUCAAGAUAUUCGACGAACACGAACUAGAACUGCUACUGUGCGGGAUACAACAUAUCGACGUGCGAGACUGGCGCGCGAAUACGCUGUACAAGGGGGAUUACCACGCGAAUCAUCUCGUCGUCCAGUGGUUCUGGAGGGUGGUCCUAUCUUUCUCUAACGAAAUGCGCUCGCGACUACUACAGUUCGUGACGGGCACUUCUCGUGUACCCAUGAACGGCUUCAAAGAGUUAUACGGCUCAAACGGACCGCAGCUCUUCACUAUCGAGAAAUGGGGAGCUCCUGAUAAUUACCCCCGUGCCCAUACAUGUUUCAACCGCAUCGACCUGCCUCCGUACGAGAGCUACCAGCAACUGCGCGAGAAGCUUGUCAAGGCCAUCGAGGGCUCGCAAGGAUUCGCCGGCGUCGACUAAACCCCACAACACAACGGCAUGACUGAACGGUUUAACACGACUGUUAAAGAGAGGAUUCUAUUUUAUUUUUAAAAUUAUCAAAAAAAUAUUAUUAUACUGACUGAGGGCCGGCUGGUGUCAAUUAGACUCCACAACUCAACGGCAUGACUGAACGGUUUAAUACGACUGUCAAAGAAGGCUAUAUUGUAAUUUGAAGUAUUGGAAUUAUAAAUAAUAAUAUGUAUUUACGGACUAGGGGCCCUCAGGAUUGCCAGUGUCAACUAAAUUCCACAACAAAACGCCAUGUCUGAACGACUUAACACGAUUGUUAUAGAGGUCUGUAUCGGAAUUAUAAAUAAUAACUGAGGGCCCUCAAAACUAAACCCGACAACAAAACGGGAUGGCUGAACGACUUAACACGACUCUUAACGAUGACUUAUUGUAUGGGCCUCAUGAGUCAUUACUUUCGAUGUGCAACAUAGCGAGUCUUCUGAACGACAGAACAAUAGUGUAACAUGGGGUUAUGACCCAAAAGCAAUAAUAACCCACAACAUAACGGCACGACUGAACGGCUAAACGCGACUGUCACAUGCCUUUGUAUCUCUAUUCCUACAAAUUGUAUAUAAACUGUUGUACACAAUAAAGUGAUUACUACUACUACUACUACAUCAAGAAAGUACACUAUUUGAUAUCAGUGCAAAUAAAACAAAACAUCGAUUUAUGCUCAAAUCUUCAGCACAGCACUUCUGUGUCGUGGGAUAAAACUGUCACACAAUGAACUAUGUAAUUUCAAAAAGUGGGUUGACGUAAGAAAGCUCAAGUGGCGCUAUCGAAUGUUCAUAUUUUACCUACAAUUUCUUUCUUCGAAUACUCUUAUCUCAUGGAUACGCUUUUCUCCAUAUAGCCAUUUAAGUGCCAUCACACAUUUUACAUAAAAUGAUGUAUAAACAUAAUAAACUAUUUACUUUAGGCACACAGACACCCGCUCAAUAAAUGUAGUUUAUAACUACUGUUCAUAUUACAUGAAGAUUUCACUCACUUGCCCCAUGCUAGGACUAUGAACAUUCUUUAGCUAGAAGUAUGAACAUAC
Leguminivora glycinivorella is the source of this 4405-nucleotide messenger RNA. RefSeq names its product E3 ubiquitin-protein ligase NEDD4 (gene Nedd4). Lineage: Eukaryota; Metazoa; Arthropoda; Insecta; Lepidoptera; Tortricidae. The transcript is spliced from 19 exons. Gene Ontology annotation, biological process: regulation of dendrite morphogenesis; ubiquitin-dependent protein catabolic process. The record is from RefSeq and is a predicted model, not a curated record. The coding region runs from base 163 to 3336 and encodes 1057 amino acids. Gene Ontology annotation, molecular function: ubiquitin protein ligase activity; protein binding; sodium channel inhibitor activity.